UUAGUGCUGUGUUAUUUAUGUUUUUAUCGAAAAGUGGUUUUGUACCACCAUUUGAUAAAUUUGAAUCUAUGAUAUAUAAUACUAAGUUUAGCGUUGUCACUUUGAAAGAUUCGAUAGGAGAGACCUUGUUUAAGGUACUUACGACAGAUUCAAUAGAACGAGCAAAAAAGUCAAAUCGCUUAAUUGUAGUAUCGACACUUCAGGAAAUGCAUAAAAAGAUAUGCUCCUUGCCAGAUAAAUAUGCCAUGUUUCAAAACGAAGAAAUGCAUAAAGUAAAUGGCGAGAUUAAAUGUCAUUUGAUUAACAUUGGAGAAGAAUUUAUUAGAACAUGGGUAACUUCCGGCAUCGUAAAGAAUUUUAAAUACAAAAGAACCAUCGAUGUUGGGAUACUUAAAUUAAUAGAAGUUGGACUAUUGAGCGCAUUGAAAGAUCGUUGGAUGGAAAAUAAAUUUAAACAAUAUGAAGACGACCAGAAACCGAAACCAAUUGAAUUACAUCAAAUUUCUUUAAUAAUUGUGAUGAUGUGCUGUGGUGCGAUUAUAGCACUUGUUAUUUUUAUAAUUGAAAAAAUUGUAUUUGCUUAUAAAGUAAAGCAAUUUUAA
Acromyrmex echinatior (Panamanian leafcutter ant) is the source of this 602-nucleotide messenger RNA. Its product is annotated as glutamate receptor 2-like. The record is from RefSeq and is a predicted model, not a curated record. Lineage: Eukaryota; Metazoa; Arthropoda; Insecta; Hymenoptera; Formicidae. Gene Ontology annotation, cellular component: membrane. Gene Ontology annotation, molecular function: ligand-gated monoatomic ion channel activity.